Messenger RNA from Nicotiana tabacum (common tobacco), 5083 nucleotides. The record is from RefSeq and is a predicted model, not a curated record. Lineage: Eukaryota; Viridiplantae; Streptophyta; Magnoliopsida; Solanales; Solanaceae.
UCCAAGUCCGAGUAUCGGAUUCUCGAGUCCCGACCCGUUUCAUAGAGAUUGACAAAUUAAGGGGACCUUCAAAAUCAAAAUACCAAAAGUGUUUGUCGUCUGUCGGGACUCCACUCCGAGGACCCUGCGACGAUCAGCUCUCAAUUCGGGGCUGGGAUCGUCUAUAAGGGGAAUGGUUUGGAAAAGCAGCUCCUUGAUCCAUGCUGUAGUUUUUUAAUUCGUUUCUAAUUGAAGUGAACUGAAUCAAAAGUUAAACUAUGAUGGGGUGCCUUAAUCAGCAGAGUGAAGUCAAUACUCCAAUUUCAGAGCCCAAGGGUUAUACUCUAAAGCCUUCCAGAGGUGCCUUAGAAUGUAUGGUAAAUUCAGAAAUUGGUGCUGUAUUAGCCGUCAUGAGGAGAAAUGUGAGGUGGGGAUUUCGUUAUGCUGCUGAAGAUGAUCAACUAGAGUAUUCUCUCAUCCAAUCUUUCACGGAAUUAAGGAAAAAGAUAUUCUUAUGGAGACAUGAGUGGAACAGUGUUGAUCCACUUCUAUACCUUCAGCCCUUCUUGGAUGUGAUACAAUCUGAUGAGACUGGUGCACCAAUAACUGGUGUUGCAUUGUCAUCUGUUUACAAGUUCUUGACUCUUGGAAUAAUUGAAUCAGCUAACAUGAAUGUGGACAAAGCUUUGCAUCAGAUAGUUGACGCUGUGACAAGCUGCCGCUUUGAAGUGACUGAUCCUGCCUCUGAGGAAGUGGUGUUGAUGAAGAUACUUCAAGUUCUUUUGGCUUGUAUGAAAAGUAAGGCAUCAGCGACUUUGACCAACCAUCACGUAUGCAACAUAGUAAACACUUGCUUCCGAUUGGUUCAUCAAGCAAGUGCUAAAAGCGAACUGUUGCAGAGAAUAGCACGCCACACGAUGCAUGAAUUGGUUAGAUGUAUCUUCUUUCACCUGCCUGACAUUGAAAGCAAAGUGUGCGCUGGCCCAGAGGCUGGCAAGAAACAAGAAGACAAUGGAUGUGUUAGUGUAGAAUCCAUGGGCAAGUCACCAUCUGCUGCUGUUACUUCAAAUGUAUCCUCAGUCACUUUGGUGAGCGUAGGGGAUGAAACAACAGAUGAGAAAACUGGAAAUGGGGAUAUUGCUUGUAAUGGAGAAAACUCAAUGAUGGAUCCUUAUGGGGUCCCCUGCAUGGUGGAGAUAUUUCAUUUCCUAUGUUCUCUUCUGAAUGUGAUGGAAUCCAUUGAAAUUGGUUCAAGAUCCAACCCUAUAGCGUAUGAAGAAGAUGUCCCAUUAUUUGCGUUGGGUUUAAUUAAUUCAGCCAUAGAACUAGGUGGUGCUUCUUUUGGGAAUCAUCCCAAGUUAUUGGCUCUGAUACGGGAGGAGUUGUUCCGCAAUCUGAUGCGUUUUGGCUUGUCAAUGAGUCCUUUAAUUCUUUCGACAGUUUGUAGCAUUGUUCUGAAUUUGUAUCACCAUAUGCGUUGUAAGUUAAAGCUACAGCUCGAAGCCUUUUUCUCUGGUGUUUUGCUGAGGAUUGCCCAGAGCAAGCAUGGAGCAUCUUAUCAACUUCAGGAGGUUGCCAUGGAAACACUUGUUGACUUCUGCAGACAGCAUAUGUUCAUGACAGAAAUGUAUGCAAAUUAUGAUUGUGACAUAUCCUGCAGCAAUAUUUUUGAAGAACUUUCCAACCUGUUAUCAAAAAGCACCUUUCCAGUUAACAGCCCACUUUCAGCUUUAAAUACUCUUGCCCUGGAUGGUCUAAUAGCCAUGAUUCAGGGUAUGGCCGAGAGAAUAGGCCAAGAUUCAUUAGCUUCAGAACAAGGUUCAUUUAAUUUCGAUGAAUAUAGACCAUUUUGGACAGAAAUAUGCAAGGACUACCAUGAUCCUAAUCAUUGGGUUCCUUUUGUCCAUAAAAUGAAGCAAAUAAAGAAAAAGUUGUUGGUUGGAGUUGAUCACUUUAACCGUGAUCCAAAGAAGGGUAUGGAAUUUCUCCAAGCAGUGCAUCUGUUACCUGAUAAAGUUGACCCAAAAAGUGUAGCAUGUUUCUUUAGAUUUACAAAUGGCUUGGAUAAGAAUCUUGUUGGGGAUUUCUUGGGAAGUCAUGAAGAAUUCUAUAUUCAAGUGCUUCAUGAAUUUGCAAGGACAUUCGAUUUUCGGGAUAUGAACCUAGAUACUGCCUUGAGAAUCUUUUUGGAGACGUUCAGAUUGCCUGGAGAAUCACAGAAAAUACAGAGGGUGCUUGAAGCGUUCUCUGAACGAUAUUAUGAGCAGACACCAGAUGUUCUGGUUAACAAAGAUGCAGCACUCGUGUUAUCGUAUUCACUUAUCAUGCUGAACACGGAUCAACACAAUACACAGGUCAAGAAGAAGAUGACGGAGGCAGAUUUCAUUCGCAACAACCGGAGAAUAAACGGAGGAAAUGACCUCCCUCGAGAAUUUUUGUCUGAGCUCUACCACUCCAUCUGUGAGAAUGAGAUCCGGAUUUCCCCAGAUGGAGGUGCUGGUACCCCAUUGAUGGCACCAAGCCAUUGGAUUGGUCUAGUUCACAAAUCAAGGCAAACUUCCCCGUUUAUUGUCUGUGAUCAGGGACCUUAUCUUGAUUAUGAUAUGUUUUCUAUGUUGUCUGGUCCGACAAUUGCUUCCAUCUCAGUGGUUCUUGAUCAUGUGGAGCAGGAAGAUGUCUGGCAGACAUGCAUCGAUGGAUUUCUUGCCAUUGCCAAAAUUUCAGCCUCCUAUAGCUUUGAUAAUGUGUUGGAUGAUUUAGUAGUAUCUCUUUGCAAGUUCACAACUCUUUUGCUUCCAUCAUAUACUGAUGAUUUUAUUGUCACAUUUGCCCAAGAUAAUAAAGCUAGACUGGCAACUUUAGCUGUCUUCACAAUAGCAAACAAGUAUGGGGACCAUAUUCGCUCUGGUUGGAAAAACAUCCUGGACUGCAUUUUGAGCUUGCAUACAUUUGGCCUUCUUCCUACUCGUCUUUUUAGUGAUGCUGCUGAUGACGUGGAGUCUACUUCUGAUGCAGACCAAAGCAAACCUGCUGCAGCUUCCCCAUCAGCACCUCAUGUGCCUUCAUUGGCCCCAUCAAGGAAAUCAUCUGGCUUAAUGGGGCGAUUUAGCCAACUGUUAUAUCUUGAUGCAGAAGAACCUGUGCCUCAGCCAAAUGAAAAACAGCUUGCCGCCCGCCAGCAGACUCUUCAGACUAUUCAGAAUUGUCACAUUGAUAGCAUCUUUGCCGAGAGUAAGUUUUUGCAAGCAGAGUCACUUUCACAGCUUGUUCGGGCCCUUGUGAUGGCUGCAGGACGGCCUCAUAAGGGAAACUUCUCUCUAGAAGAAGAAGAGACUGCAGUAUUCUGUCUGGAGUUGCUGAUUGCAAUCACAAUAAAUAAUCGGGAUAGGAUAAUGCUUCUUUGGCAGGUUGUUUAUGAGCACAUAGCAGGUGUUGUCCAAUCAACAACAAUGCCUUGUACUUUGGUAGAGAAGGCUGUUUUUGGGCUGCUUCGCAUAUGCCAAAGGUUGCUUCCUUACAAGGAAAAUCUUACAGAUGAGCUCCUCAAGUCACUGCAACUCAUCUUAAAGCUCGACGCAAGGGUCGCCGAUGCUUUUCUUGAACAGAUAACCCAGGAGGUGAUGCACCUUGUCAAAGCAAACGCUAUGCAGAUACGAUCACAUAUGGGCUGGCGGACAAUUAUAUCUCUGCUUUCUAUUACAGCUCGGCAUCCAGAAGCUUCUGAAGCAGGAUUUGAAACAUUAUCAUUCAUCAUGGCUGAUGGGGCUCACCUACUGCCUGCUAAUUACAUCCUUUGUUUAAAUGCAGCCAGUCACUUUGCUGACUCCCGCAUUGGAAAUGUUGAUCAAGCUGUGAGAUCCUUGGACCUGAUGGCUGGGUCACUUGUUUGUCUUGUUAGAUGGUCUCACAAGACAAAGGAAGCUCUGGGGGAGGAGGCUGCUAUAAAAAUGUAUCAGGAUAUAACUGAGAUGUGGCUGAGGCUGGUACAGGGACUCAGAAAAUUUUGUUUGGAUUGGAGAGAAGAGGUGCGGGGUCAUGCCAUCUUGAUGUUGCAGAGGUGUUUGACAGGGGUUGAGGGGAUACACAUUUCAACCGAUCUGUGGUUGCAAUGUUUUGAUCAGUUGGUCUUUACAUUGCUGGAUGAAUUGCUGGAACUUGCACCACAAGGUUCCAUAAAGGAUUACAGGAGCAUAGAAGGAGCAAUUUUUCUGUCUCUGAAGCUCAUGUUCAAAGUGUUUCUACAGUGUCUGCAGCAGCUCUCACAGUUGCCAUCCUUCUGCAAACUAUGGUUAGGGUUAUUGGAUCAUACAGAAAGAUGCAUGAAGAUGAAAUUCAAAGGUAAACGGAGUGAGAAGAUCCCAGAACUCGUCCCUGAACUCCUAAAGAACACUCUACUUGUCAUGAAAGCUAGUGGACUUCUGGUGCCAAGUGAUCCUGUAGGAGGGGACAGUUUCUGGCAGCUAACGUGGUUGCAUGUGCACAAAAUAUGCCCAUCCCUUCAAUCGGAGGUUUUCCCUUCUAGUGAAUUGGGGCUGUUGCAAAAGCAGCACAUCCAAGCCGGAUGUAGCCCUCUCUCAGAGGGAAGUGUUCUAGUCUCACCUAGUUGAAGCACAUCUUGAAGAUUCAUGUUGUUGACCAUACUUUCAUUUGGUGAAACUGACAUUCUUUAUCAGCACCAUCAUUAGCAUGGUGAGAAGAUAAAUUGUGCAGCUGAGAACGUGCUGGGCAUUAGGCGAAACACGUUCAUUGAAGCACAAGCUGCAACCUGCUGGAGCAAAGCUGGUUUCUGGUUUACAAGUAGUGAUAUCUCCAUUCUGAAUGUUAUAUGGUGCUUUACUGUUAAAAGAGCCUUUUCGCCUUGUUGGCUUUCGAGGGAAGAUUAGGGAGGGGGGUCAACUCGUGCAAUUUUGCACUUCUGUAGCGGUCACUUCACUUUAAGUUUGAUAACUUAGUUGUUACCAUUUCGGCUGUACAAUAUUGGCUAUACUACAAAAUAGUGAUUGAUAUUUGGUAGUAUGAAAUGUUACGGUCAGAUUGAACCGUAGGGUUUCUUCAAAAUUAUUUGUUUCAAUUAUAAGAUAUCGAAUGCUGAUAUUGGUUAGUA